Molecule: messenger RNA, 3367 nt
Organism: Erinaceus europaeus (western European hedgehog)
Lineage: Eukaryota; Metazoa; Chordata; Mammalia; Eulipotyphla; Erinaceidae
Product: guanylate cyclase D-like
Exons: 19
Coding region: 1-3156 (1051 amino acids)
Biological process (GO): receptor guanylyl cyclase signaling pathway; protein phosphorylation; cGMP biosynthetic process
Molecular function (GO): peptide receptor activity; ATP binding; guanylate cyclase activity
Source: RefSeq, a predicted model, not a curated record
AUGCUGAGUCUGGCCCGAGAGGCAGGCAACUUCACCCUGGGGGUGCUGGGGCCCUGGGACUGUGACCCUGUCUUUGCCCGGGCCCUCCCUCAUGCAGCUGUCCAGCUGGCUGUAGAUCGAGUCAACCAGGACCCAGCCCUGGCAUUGGGCUCUCGGCUGGCCCCCGUGCUGCUCCCCACGGCCUGCUACACCCCUCGUGCCCUGGCCACAUUCCUGACCUACAAGAACAUAGCAGCUGCUUUUGUGGGUCCAGCCAAUCCUGGUUACUGUUCAGCUGCGGCCCUGCUGGCCCAAAGCUGGGGCAAGAGCCUCUUCUCCUGGGCCUGUGGGGCACCAGAGGGAGGCCGGGAGCUGGUGACCACCUUGCCUUCCACUGCUCACGUACUGCUGUCUGUCAUGAGACACUUUGGCUGGGCCCACGUGGCCAUCGUGUCCUCCCAUCAAGACAUCUGGGUGGCUACAGCCCAGCAGGUGGCUGUGAACCUCAGGAUGCGUGGACUGCCUGUGGGGCUGGUGACCUCCCUGGGACCUGGGGGACAGGGAGCCAUGGAGGUCCUGAAGCAGCUCAGCACUGAGGGCGUGAAAACUGUGGUGCUGUGCAUGCACUCGGCGCUCCUGGGGGGCUCGGAGCAGGUGGCCCUGCUGAGCGCGGCCAAAGCCCAGGGCCUGGCAGACGGGAGGCUGGUCUUCCUGCCCUACGACACUAUGCUCUUCGCCUUGCCCUACCACAACCGCUCCUACCCCGCCCUGGAUGCCAGCGGACCCCUGCAGGAGGCCUACGACGCAGUGCUCACAGUCAGCCUGGAGUCCAGCCCCCAGGACGAGGCCUUUGCAGCCGCCAGUGCUAGGACGUCUCCUCCACAGGUGUCCCCACUCUUUGGAACCAUCUACGAUGCUGUUGUCCUGCUGGCCCAUGCUCUGAACCACUCUGCGCUCCAGGGGACAGGGCUGUCAGGGGCCCACCUAGGUGAUCACAUAGGGAACCUGGAUGUGUCUGGCUUUAGCCAGCGGCUCCAGACGGAUGAGAAGGGCCGGAGGCUGGCCCAGUAUGUCAUCUUGGAUACAGAUGGUCAAGGAAGUCAGCUGGUCCCCACUCAUAUCUUGGACACAAGCUCAUGGCAAGUUCAGUCCCUGGGAAGGGCCAUACACUUUCCUGCAGGGGCCCCUCCAGCCCGGGAUUCCAGCUGCUGGUUUGACCCCAAUACACUAUGCAUGAGAGGUCUGCAGCCCCCUGGCAGCCUCCUCGUCUUGGGCCUGGCAUGUGUCCUGGUACUGGCCGGGGGGACCCUGGCUUGCCUUGUCAGGUCAGGCCUCCAGCAGCUGUGGCUGUCUAGGCGCCCUCACCGGAUCCUGCUGACAGCCCAGGAGCUCACCUUCAUCCAUCAACCCCACAGCAGACGGAGGUCACACGUGGAUAGUAGGAGUGACUCAAGAAGUGUGGCAGAGGGUGGUAGCCCAGGAUCAGCAGCCCAGGCAUCUGCGAGGAGCCAGCCAACCCCCCAGGAACCCACCAACGUGGCCUUAUAUGAGGGGGAGUGGGUGUGGCUGAAGAAGUUUGACUUGGGUUCCAGCCCUGAGCUGCGGCCUAGCUGCCUGGGCCUUCUGAGAAAGAUACGGGAGCUGCGGCACGAGAACAUCACAGCCUUCCUGGGCCUCUUUGUGUCCCCCGGGGCCUGUGCUCUAGUGCUGGAGUACUGUGCUCGGGGCAGUCUGGAGGAUUUGCUGCGGAAUGAGGCCCUGCGGUUGGACUGGACCUUCAAGGCCUCCUUGCUGCUGGAUUUGAUCCGUGGCAUGAGGUACUUACACCACCGACACUUCCCUCACGGCCGCCUCAAGUCCCGGAACUGUGUGGUAGACAGACGCUUCGUACUGAAGAUCACUGACCACGGCUACUCAGCACUCCUGGAUGCCCAGCGGGCUCCCAGGCCCCAGACAGCCCCCAAAGAGCUGCUAUGGACGGCUCCGGAGCUGCUCCGCCAAGUCAGGGGGCCCAUCAGGGGCACCCUCAAAGGCGAUGUCUUCAGCCUGGGCAUUGUCCUGCAGGAGGUGCUGGCACGAGGGCCACCCUACCACUCCUUGGGGCUCCCAGCGGAAGAAAUCAUUAGGAAACUGGUGUCGCCUCCACCCCUGUGCCGGCCCCUGGUGUCCCCAGAGCAGGGACCGCCCGAGUGCAUCCUGCUGAUGAACCAGUGCUGGGAAGAGGCUCCGGAGGACAGGCCCAGCCUGGACCAGAUCUACACCCAGUUCAAAAGCCUCACUCCCUGCAAGAAGACCAGCGUUGCUGACUCCAUGCUUCGGAUGCUGGAGACGUACUCCCAGAACCUGGAGGACCUGGUUCAGGAAAGAACUGAAGAACUGGAGCAGGAGAGGCAGAAGACAGAAAGGCUACUGUCACAGAUGCUGCCCCCAUCUGUGACUGAAGCUCUGAAAAUGGGGACAGCUGUGGAGCCAGAGUACUUUGACCAGGUGACCAUCUACUUCAGUGAUAUUGUGGGUUUCACCACCAUCUCAGCUCUGAGUGAUCCCAUGGAGGUGGUGGGCUUGCUUAAUGACCUCUACACGCUGUUUGAUGCUAUCCUGAGCAGCUACGACGUGUAUAAGGUGGAGACCAUCGGGGACGCCUACAUGGUGGCAUCAGGGCUGCCUCGGCGCAACGGGAACCGGCAUGCAGCUGAGAUCGCCAACAUGGCCCUGGACAUGCUCAGUUCUGCAGGCAACUUCCGGAUGCGGCAUGCCCCUGACGUGCCCAUCAGGAUCAGGGCUGGCCUGCACUCAGGGCCCUGCGUGGCUGGGGUGGUGGGCCUCACCAUGCCCAGAUACUGCCUCUUUGGAGACACAGUUAACACUGCAUCGCGGAUGGAAUCCACAGGACUGCCAUACAGAAUUCACAUCAGCAGAAGCACCAUGGAGACACUGCUCAGCUUGGAUGAAGGCUACAAAAUUGACAUCCGGGGCCAGACUGAACUAAAGGGGAAGGGCAUCGAGGAGACCUACUGGCUGUCAGGGAAGGAAGGCUUCCCCAGAUCUCUCCCCCCACCUCUGGACAUCAAACCAGGAGACCCCUGGCAGGCCCUCAUAAACCAGGAAAUCAAGGUGGCCUUUGCCAGAGCACGCCAGAGCACAGGGCCCCAGAGGACUUGGACAGCUGGGCCCUGAGGAGAGGGGCAGGGUGGGGCUCUGCCUCCACAGCCAACCCCACGCCCACUCCACUCCUGCAUGAAUUCCUGACUGAGCUCCCAGGUGUGCCCCCACUCCCCUACCAUGUGCAUUCGUUCAUGCCCUGGAGCCACCUUACCUGAAGCCUUCCCUGACUAACCCUGUGGACAACCUCACCUCUUACACAGAAGCAAUAAAAAUAGAAAUAGUC